Terrapene triunguis (Three-toed box turtle) is the source of this 2054-nucleotide messenger RNA. It is a transcript of the gene GSK3B, whose product is annotated as glycogen synthase kinase 3 beta. Lineage: Eukaryota; Metazoa; Chordata; Testudines; Emydidae. The record is from RefSeq and is a predicted model, not a curated record. Gene Ontology annotation, cellular component: cytoplasm; beta-catenin destruction complex; nucleus. The coding region runs from base 154 to 1455 and encodes 433 amino acids. The transcript has 12 exons. Gene Ontology annotation, biological process: regulation of neuron projection development; extrinsic apoptotic signaling pathway in absence of ligand; protein phosphorylation. Gene Ontology annotation, molecular function: ATP binding; protein serine/threonine kinase activity; tau-protein kinase activity.
GUUUCCCCUGGGGGGGGAGGGGGGCUGGAAUUUAAUGUUGCAUUUUGUAUCCCUCUCCACCUGAGAGAGAGGCACGCACACCAACCACCAGGAAGAAGAGAAGGCGAAAGGAAGAAAGGAGGAGAGGUGAUCAGAGGGAGAGAGAGAGAGACCAUGUCAGGGCGGCCCAGAACCACCUCCUUUGCAGAGAGCUGCAAACCAGUGCAGCAGCCUUCAGCAUUUGGCAGCAUGAAAGUUAGCAGAGAUAAAGAUGGCAGCAAAGUGACUACGGUGGUGGCAACUCCUGGACAGGGUCCGGAUCGACCACAAGAAGUUAGCUAUACAGACACCAAAGUGAUUGGAAACGGAUCUUUUGGUGUUGUGUAUCAAGCCAAACUCUGCGAUUCAGGCGAGCUUGUGGCCAUUAAGAAAGUUCUUCAGGACAAAAGAUUUAAGAACCGAGAGCUCCAGAUCAUGAGAAAGUUGGAUCACUGUAACAUUGUCCGAUUGCGAUACUUCUUCUACUCUAGCGGAGAGAAGAAAGACGAGGUGUACCUCAACUUGGUGCUGGACUACGUUCCUGAAACAGUAUACAGAGUUGCCAGACAUUAUAGUCGGGCCAAACAGACACUCCCUAUGAUCUAUGUCAAGUUGUACAUGUAUCAGCUGUUCCGGAGUUUAGCCUAUAUCCAUUCCUUUGGAAUCUGCCAUCGGGAUAUAAAACCACAGAACCUCUUGCUGGACCCUGAUACAGCUGUCCUAAAACUCUGUGACUUUGGAAGUGCAAAGCAGCUGGUUCGCGGAGAGCCUAAUGUCUCUUACAUCUGCUCUCGGUACUACAGGGCACCAGAGUUGAUCUUUGGAGCCACCGAUUAUACCUCCAGUAUAGAUGUGUGGUCAGCAGGCUGUGUAUUGGCUGAACUGUUACUUGGACAACCAAUCUUUCCAGGCGACAGUGGUGUGGAUCAGUUGGUGGAAAUAAUCAAGGUCCUGGGAACGCCUACAAGGGAACAAAUUAGAGAAAUGAAUCCAAACUACACUGAAUUCAAAUUCCCUCAGAUUAAGGCACAUCCAUGGACUAAGGACUCGUCAGGAACAGGACAUUUCACCUCAGGAGUGCGGGUCUUCCGACCCCGCACUCCACCAGAAGCAAUCGCGCUCUGUAGCCGUCUGCUGGAGUACACCCCCACUGCCCGCCUGACUCCCCUGGAAGCAUGUGCGCACUCUUUCUUCGAUGAACUACGGGACCCAAAUGUCAAACUACCCAAUGGGCGAGAGAAACCUGCUCUCUUCAACUUCACCACUCAAGAACUGUCAAGUAACCCAUCUUUGGCUUCGAUCCUCAUCCCUGCUCAUGCUCGGAAUCAAGCAGCUGCUUCAACCCCUACAAAUGCUACAGCAGCCUCAGAUGUUAAUGCAGGAGAGCGAGGUCAGACCAAUAACGCAGCUUCAGCAUCAGCCUCCAACUCCACCUGAAGUGGUCCCACGCAAGCCAGCUGCACAGGAAAAAUCACCAGUAAUUUGAGUCUUGCUCAGCAACACUGGUCACAUUUGGAAAGAAAAUUAAAAAGAGGAAAAAAACAAAACAAAACAAAACCCUGUUCAUUUUAGUGUUCAAUUUUUUUAUUAUUAUUAUUGUUCUUAUUUAACCUUGUAAAAUAUCUAUAAAUACAAACCAGUUUCAUUGUAUUCGCACUCUGCGGGGUCUCCAGGGCAAGGGAAUAGGUGGGGGGGAGAAGGGAAAGUGGAGCAAUAGAACACAUCAAUGUCUCUUCCCUUGACAAUCUCUUCGUAUGGAAAGUUUGCUGUUGUGUACUUCAGAACCAGGACUCUUGCCUCAUGCCCCCUCCCACAACAGAAAGAAGGAAAAAAACCUCAUUCUCUGCUGACGUGUUUUUUUUUUUUUUUAUAACCUCUUUUUUUAUUUUCUUUUUAAGUGAAGUUUCAGACUUUGGUGUAGUGCACAGCUUGAAUUUGGUUGGGAGCUUAGCCGGGAUCAUUCAACAGAGCUAAGUGUGUCUUGUAAGUGAAUCCAUAUCUAGGCUAUCAGAAGAACUGCCUUUGGCAUGGUCUGG